AAUAUUUCAACGGACACAAGAAGCAUAAAAAAAGGUGAUUUAUUUAUUGCCCUCAAGGGAAAGAAUUUUGAUGGCCAUAAUUUUUUGCAUGAAGCGUUUUUAAAAGGGGCUGUCGCUGCAAUAGUGAGUGAGGGUAAAUAUAAAAGUUUCCCUCUCAUGAUUGUACAAGAUACCCUGAAAGCUUUGCACGAUAUGGCAUCAUACUACAUUAGAAAUGUUCUUAUUGAUGCUAAAGUUAUUGCAGUUACAGGCAGUGUCGGGAAAACCACUACAAAGGAUAUGCUGCAUACUGUUUUAUCGCAAUAUGGAGUGUCCCAUGCAAGCGAAGGUAACUUAAAUAAUAAUAUAGGAUUGCCUUUGACAAUUCUGAAAGCUCCAAAAAACUGCCAGUACUUAAUUCUUGAAAUGGGAAUGAAUAAAGUUGGUGAAAUAAAAGAAUUAUCAAAAAUUAGUAAUCCGAAUAUUGCAGUCAUUACCAACAUCGAACCUGCACAUACUGAAAAUUUUUCAUCACUAUUUGACGUUGCACAAGCGAAGUUAGAAAUUCUGUAUGGUAUGAAAAAUAACGGUACUUUGGUUUUAAGCAGAGAUAAUAAAUAUUAUGAUUAUCUCUCAUCACACGCCAAUAGAAAUGUAAUAAGCUUCGGUAAAGAUAAAAAUGCUGAAGUUUGUUUACUAAACUUAAUAAGAAACGGCGCUGGAAUGACAUCAAACCGAGUUGCUAAUAGAUUAAGUUUAAAAAUCAGGCUGAGUGAUAAUCAAAUUAUAAACUGUAAUUUACGUGUACAAGGUGAGCAUUUUGCUUAUUCGCUACUUGCUGUUGCAGCAGUUGUGCAAAGCCUCGGACUUGAUUUAUCAAAAUUACCACUUGCACUUAAGAAUUUUAGUGUAGCGAAAGGUAGAGGCAAUAUUCAUAAGGUCAAAUGCAAUAAAAAAUAUAUACAUUUAAUUGAUGACUCCUAUAACGCCAGCCCUGCUUCGAUGAAAACUGCAAUAAAAACUUUGAGUACAUAUUCUAAUCAGAGAAAAGUAGCUUUGCUUGGUGAUAUGUUGGAACUUGGUGAUGAAAGCAUAGAGUUUCAUACAGAUUUGGUUAAGAUUAUCACAGAAAAUAAUAUAGAUAAAGUUUAUACAGUUGGUAAAUUUAUGUUAGAAUUGCAUGAGCUUUUGCCAGAUAAUAUAAGAGGCACGCAUUUUAAUGAUUCUAAUCAAUUGAAAAGUGAUUUAGCUAACAUUAUUCAGAAUAAUGACGCAAUUCUAGUUAAAGGCUCACGAGGAAUGAAAAUGGAUCUUAUUGUACGGGAAUUCGUAAUAAAAUAUUAAGCGAAAUCAUUGUAUUAAUUUACAGUAACAAAUUAUUAGGAACUUUAAUUGUGACAAAACGUGUAAUUAUUUUUGGUGGAACGGGGUUUAUAGGGAAACACAUCGUAAGACGCUUGGCAGCAGAAGGAUAUUUAAUAAAGAUAUUCACUCGUAAUCAGGAAAAAGCUGCUUGUUUAAAAUUGUGUGGCAAUUUAGGACAAAUAUCAAUAUUUAAAGGCGAUUUUUUUGAUGAAAAAUCAGUUCUGGAGGGUAUGGAAGAAUGUGAUGUAGCUAUAAACUUAGUGG
This is a messenger RNA of Drosophila ananassae, 1608 nucleotides long. Its product is annotated as UDP-N-acetylmuramoyl-tripeptide--D-alanyl-D-alanine ligase-like. The record is from RefSeq and is a predicted model, not a curated record. NCBI's taxonomy places the organism in Eukaryota, Metazoa, Arthropoda, Insecta, Diptera, Drosophilidae. The annotation marks the transcript as partial. The transcript is spliced from 2 exons. Gene Ontology annotation, biological process: cell wall organization; biosynthetic process. Gene Ontology annotation, molecular function: UDP-N-acetylmuramoyl-tripeptide-D-alanyl-D-alanine ligase activity; ATP binding.